AUGGCAACUGAUGUGGAUGCCAUGGAUCAUUACGCUUUGCUUGGCGUAGGGCCUGAAGGGUCAGGCUUGCCGCCGAUGCAGCGUGUCAUGAAGCUAGCAACCAUUUCCAUCGACGAGGUGAAAGCAUCUUACAAAACGGCUUUGGUCAAGGCAACUGGAAAUCCCUUUGUGUUGGCAAGGUUGUCUCAGGCAUUCCAAGUGCUUUCAGGGGAUUCCAGAAAGAUGUAUGAUUUGGAGUUGCUGCAGAAAGCUGCAGCAGUUCAUUACUCUCCCCAAGCUGUCGCUCGUGACCGGCAAGAACGGGAUGUCAGCAAGGGCGAAGAGCCGCCGCUUCCACCACCGCCGGAUGGCAAGAUGGACAAGUCUCUGCAGGCCGUGGCUUCUAGCACAAAGGAAGCAUUGCAAGCUCAGAAGGCGUUGAAAACCAUGGCAACUUCUCAGGGCCCUGAAUUGGUUGAAGUUAUCUCCAAACUCGAGAAAUGCAAAAGUCAAGAUUGUAUUGUGGCUUCAGAUGCUAAAGACAUCACUGCUGAUUUCUUAGCACCCAUCGAAAAACCGAAGGAUGAGCUUCCUCUGAGUGACAUCGAGGUUUACAAAGGGAUUUUGCGUAGAUUAGCUGGAAUGAAAUCAUCUGAUAAGGUUGCUUUGUUAGCUGGUGCAGAUUCGUCAGUGACAAAUGUGGUUAUUGCAGAUACUAUUGAAGCUGCAGUCGGGUCUCCGGAAGUCGUGAAUUUUUGGCAAAAACUGCAGCAGGAAUUGUUGGGGUUAGCAGUCUUUGAAGAUCUAUCUGAUCCUAGCCAGUAUGAUGAGGAAAUCAAAAAAUUACCAGGUUCACAGAAACAAAUGCUGCUGAUGGCAUUUACAGGGAGUGACGAACCAAUGGCAUGGAUCACUAAACGUGAUGAAUCAUCUUCUGAGCUGGUGUGGUCGGCAGUGAGGGUGGGCAAGCAGCACACCAACCGGAAACGAAACGACAAGAUUCGGUUAGCUUAUGCUGACAAAGUUGGUGUUUCGUUUGAUGACGAGGCCCAAAAGUCUACAACUUUGGAUAUUGGUGAAUUGUCCUGGCUUGGUCAGUCGCUGAACCUUGCAAUCCGAAGGAGGGGAGACUUUAUGCUCUCGCAGAGUUACAGUGGCUUUCUUGGAAGGGCACAACGGAGCAUAGUUGGUGAAGAUCGAGUGGGAACGCAACAGGAAAUCAUUGAGACGGCCGUGGAGGCUGCAGCAGAUCAUCUUGCUGGUAUGACACUUCGCCGUGGAUAUGCACAUGGUGGUGUGGCGGCACGUGGCAAAGCAGCUAUCGUCGCAAAGCCAGUGCAGCAUCAUGGGCAUGAUGACUAUGGCUUUGAGCUUGUUCAGGUAACGAGAAGCGGUGCAAGAACAGGACAGCCGAUCCUGAGUCGAAUGAUUAGUGCAUUUUCUCGAAUGCAGUGUGGCGGUAUGAACAUCAAGCAGGAUGCGAUCUAUGGGAUGAAUAGAGAACCAGAUAUUCAUUUACUGUUUUCUUGGAUUGAGCAUGUGGAGACCGGGGUAGCUUACUCCCACUUCGACAUCCUCGCCCCUACCGAUGAAAAUGACUGUGAUACCAAAGGCCUUAUGUGGAUUCCUUCAGAAGUAGCAUUUCAAGAACCUAUGUCAAAGGAAUUCAUGUAUAGAAUUCACGAUGAACAGCAGAUGAUUGAGGAAGGUAAGGAAAUGGAACUUCAAAGACAAAGCAAAUGCGCAGCCCAACAAGCAGCACCACCUGCAGAAGCCACACAGGAACAAGAGCACACAGCAAUGGAACCAUUGCAGCACAUGCAAAAUCCAACAGCACCUGCAGAAGCCACACAGGAACAGGAGACAGCACAGCACGAAGAUGAGCAACAACAUGCAUCAGCACCUGCAGAAGCCACACAGGAACCAGAGAAGUCACAGCACGAAGAUGAGCAACAACAUGCAUCAGCACCUGCAGAAGCCACACAGGAACCAGAGAAAGCACAGAACGAAGAUGAGCAACAACAUGCAUCAGCACCUGCAGAAGCCACACAGGAACCGGAGAAAUCUCAGCACGAAGAUGAGCAACAACAUGCAUCAGCACCUGCAGAAGCCACACAGGAAACAAAGAAGUCACAGCACGAAGAUGAGCAACAACACCUAACAGCACCUGCCGAAGCCACUCAAAAACUGAAGCACUCAGCAACAGAACCAUUGCAGCCAGCACCAGAGACAGCACAUCAGGAGGAUGAACAGCAGAAUCCAACAGCACCUGCAGAAGCCACACAGGAAACAAAGAAGUCACAGCACGAAGAUGAGCAACAACAUGCAUCAGCACCUGCAGAAGCCACAAAGGAACCGGAGAAAGCUCAGCACGAAGAUGAACAGCAGAAUCCAUCAGCACCUGCAGAAGCCACACAGGAACCGGAGAAAGCUCAGCACGAAGAUGAGCAACAACAUGCAUCAGCACCUGCAGAAGCCACACAGGAACCGGAAAAAGCUCAGCACGAAGAUGAGCAACAACAUGCAUCAGCACCUGCAGAAGCCACACAGGAACCAGAGAAAGCACAGAACGAAGAUGAGCAACAACAUGCAUCAGCACCUGCAGAAGCCACACAAGAGCUGAAGCACUCAGCAACAGAACCAUUGCAGCCAGCACCGGAGACAGCACAUCAGGAGGAUGAACAGCAGAAUCCAACAGCACCUGCAGAAGCCACACAGGAAACAAAGAAGUCACAGCACGAAGAUGAGCAACAACAUGCAUCAGAACCUGCAGAAGCCAAACAGGAAACAGAGAAAGCACAGAACGAAGAUGAACAGCAGAAUCCAACAGCACCUGCAGAAGCCACUCAAAAACUGAAGCACUCAGCAACAGAACCAUUGCAGCCAGCACCGGAGACAGCACAUCAGGAGGAUGAACAGCAGAAUCCAACAGCACCUGCAGAAGCCACACAGGAAACAAAGAAGUCACAGCACGAAGAUGAGCAACAACACCUAACAGCACCUGCCGAAGCCACUCAAAAACUGAAGCACGCAGCAACAAAACCAUUGCAGCCAGCACCAGAGCAAGCACAUCACGAGGGUGAACAGCAGAAUCCAACAGCACCUGCAGAAGCCACACAGGAACCAGAGAAAGCUCAGCACGAAGAUGAGCAACAACAUGCAACAGCACCUGCAGAAGCCACCCAAGAUCUGAAGCACCCAGCAACAGAACCAUUGCAGCCAGCAUCAGAGAAAGCACAGCACGAGGAUGGGCAACAGCAUCCAACAGUGCGUACAGAAGCUACUCAAGAACUGAAGCAUUCGGCAAAGGUAUCGGUGAAGGUGCAACACAUUUUCUCAGUGGAAGUUGAUGCCAAGAAACGUUACAAGACUGGCAAAGGAUGUUCUGGUGCCACCUAUAGGCAUGGAGUGGUUGAUGCAAUGGAGUACACAAAUCCUGUCGUCCUGUUCUUCGAGAACGUGAUCGGUGUUGCAGAUUAUAGCAAAGAUGACAAAGGAGCAAAGCAGGAACCAGCCGUCAAGGUGAUUGAGAAAGAUCUCAAAGAGUUGGGUUAUAUCUUCCAGUGGUCCAAACUGAAUGCGCAAAAUUACUUGCUGCCUCAACGAAGAUGCAGAGUGUAUGGACUAGCUGAUUUGGAUGAGGGACAAGACUCCGAUAUCUUUUCUGCAAAUAUGUAUGCAACUCUACGGUCAAUGGCUGGUGAAACACGCUUCAACUUGGAUGAUAUCUUUGAUUCAACCAUUCCGGAAUGUGCGGCUAAGGGAAAUGCCGAAAAGAAUGUGAACCAAGCUCUCGAACGGGCCACAUUUAAGAAUGGAUCGAACAAUCUGUUCGUAGAUACGUCCACCAGUUCGUCAUGGGAAGCUGAAUAUGCUGAGAACAUUUGCACUUGCAUCAGACCUAGCCAUCCUAUUUUCAGUGUUCGUUGGAAUCGGUACGUCACAGUAGCUGAAAUGUUUUUGUGUCAAGGGCUUUGGAAACAAGACUUCAAAGAGCCCAGUGCAAUUGAUCACAUACUCAGAAAAUCACCAUCGGAUGCUCAAGAUCUAGCAGGGAAUGCUUUUGCAUCAACCUGUGCCCAAGCCCAGCUUAUCUCUUCACUGGUGCAUGCUAUUGGUUGGAAUCAUGUUAGGGGGAUACCAGCAUCAAAGCAGAGCAGCGCCGAAGUCGCAGAAUUGCCGUCUUGCAGCCCAACUUUCACUGCCAAGUCUUCAGAAUGUCAUGGACCCUCAAGCUUUGAUAUCUACAGUGAGGUUCCCAACUGUGUCAGAGCAAUACUUGGCAUUGAUGUACGAAAACAUACUGGGAGCAAAUUCAAAGUAUCUGAUGGUGAUCAUAGAGUUCCACUGCCUCUCUUGCUAGCACUUGAAUCCCUACUUAUGGACAGAAUUCAUCUUGGUGAAGAAGUGACCUAUGACUUCGCCUCUUCUGUGUUGAUCCGGCUUGUGAAUGUUUGGAAUGAGCAACUUGCACAACUAUUUGCUGAGGUUGGUGAACAAGGUACCCAAGUCGUCAAGGCACAUGAUGAGUUGGUUGUAGCUGGCUCAUCUCCGGAUUGUGCGUUGCAAGAGGCUUCUGCUUCACACUUCGAGGUUCUGAGGUCUUCGCUGCAUCAAUGCAAAAUUUCAACCAACAGUGAGUCUUUGCGGAAGCCAGGUUGCAUACAGUAUGCAAUAAUGAGUGCAUUGCAGUACAUCACUGAACCUACUAUAAGCAAGAAUGUGCCGUAG
This is a messenger RNA of Cladocopium goreaui, 4710 nucleotides long. The record is from the annotation of a GenBank genome assembly. Lineage: Eukaryota; Dinophyceae; Suessiales; Symbiodiniaceae.